CGGAAGUGAACUGAACGUGUUGUAGGAUGGCUAAAGAAGUUGUUCAGUGUAUCUAAAAUCCAUUUGUUGUUGAUUUAGCCCUGUGCGCUCAGCGCUGACAUGGCACACAGAUAUCUCCACCUCUCCAGAGGUUGCAGGAACCUUUACGGCGUUCUUUUACCUAAUUUCAGAUCACCAAAGGCGGCGCGACUGGUAUCUACCCAGACUGACGCCCUGCAGAAACGAGUGUUGCUUUCUCAGGUGUUGGACACGUACAGACGGUUAUGCUCAAAGCCCCCGAAAGGAUUUGAAAAAUACUUCCCGAAGAACGGGGAGCCCAAACCACACAACUCGGAGGCUCAAGGGGCCAAGCCGAACAACGGACAGAAGAACUCUGGGAAGUCUGAUGGUGGAGGAGGAGGAGGCGGCGGAGCUGCUGGGGGGGGCGGAGGCAAAAAGGGAGGAAAGAGGGAUGAGAACAACUGGUUCAACCGUAUCCAAAAGGGCGAAAUUCCGUGGGACGACAAGGACUUCCGCAUGUACUUAAUGGUUUCAGCGACUUUUUGGGCAGCGGUCAGUUAUUACUUCUUCCGGGAUGCAGGAAAAGAAGUCACCUGGAAGGACUUUGUCAAUGGCUACCUGGCUAAAGGAGUCGUGGACAGGUUGGAGGUUGUGAACAAGCGCUUUGUGAAAGUUGUAUUCUCUCAGGGAAAAGCGGAAACUGAUGGGAAAUACGUGUGGUUUAACAUCGGCAGCGUGGACACGUUUGAGCGGAAUCUGGAGACGGCUCAGAUGGAGCUGGGUAUCGAAAUGGAGAACAGACUGCCUGUGGUUUACUCCACUGAGAGUGACGGCUCUUUCCUCCUCAGCAUGCUUCCCACCGCACUCAUCAUCGGCUUCCUGCUCUUCAUGCUGCGGCGAGGACCCGCGGGGGCCGGGCGGCCCGGCAGGGGCAUGGGUGGCCUGUUCAGCGUCAGCGAAACCACGGCCAAAGUGCUGCGUGACGAGAUCGACGUCAAGUUCAAGGACGUGGCCGGGUGCGAGGAGGCCAAGCUGGAGAUCAUGGAGUUUGUUAACUUCCUGAAGAACCCCAAGCAGUACCAGGACCUUGGGGCCAAGAUCCCUAAGGGUGCCAUUCUGACCGGACCUCCCGGUACUGGGAAGACCCUGUUAGCAAAGGCGACUGCAGGCGAAGCGAACGUCCCCUUCAUCACCGUUAAUGGCUCCGAAUUCCUAGAGAUGUUUGUGGGUGUCGGUCCAGCCAGGGUUCGAGACCUUUUCGUUUUGGCGCGCAAGAACGCCCCCUGCAUCCUCUUCAUAGAUGAAAUCGACGCGGUGGGGAGGAAAAGAGGCAGGGGCAGUUUCGGAGGGCAGAGUGAGCAGGAGAACACGCUCAACCAACUACUAGUGGAAAUGGACGGAUUUAACACUGCCACCAACGUAGUGGUUCUGGCUGGUACGAACAGACCGGACAUCCUGGACCCAGCACUGCUGAGACCUGGACGCUUCGACAGGCAGAUAUACAUCGGUCCUCCUGAUAUCAAAGGCAGAGCAUCAAUAUUUAAAGUUCACCUGAGACCCCUGAAGCUGCGUGAAGAUUUGGACAAGGAGAAUCUAGCUAGGAAGAUGGCUGCCCUUACACCUGGCUUUUCAGGCGCUGACAUUGCUAACGUGUGUAACGAGGCAGCGUUGAUCGCGGCUCGCCACCUCUCUGACGCCAUCACGCAGAAACAUUUUGAGCAGGCUAUCGAGCGUGUGAUCGGAGGCUUAGAGAAGAAGACGCAGGUGCUGCAGCCUGAGGAGAAAAAGACCGUAGCGUACCAUGAGGCAGGACAUGCCGUAGCUGGGUGGUACCUGGAGCACGCAGACCCUCUGUUAAAGGUGUCCAUCAUCCCACGUGGUAAAGGUCUGGGCUACGCGCAGUACCUCCCAAAAGAGCAGUACCUCUACACCAAGGAGCAGCUGAUGGACCGGAUGUGCAUGACGCUCGGCGGCCGUAUCGCUGAGGAGAUCUUCUUCGGUCGCAUCACCACAGGAGCGCAGGACGACCUGAGGAAGGUGACGCAGAGCGCGUACGCACAGAUAGUGCAGUUUGGGAUGAACGAGAAGGUCGGUCAGGUGUCCUUCGACCUCCCUCGGCAGGGAGACGUGGUUCUGGAGAAGCCGUACAGCGAGGCGACGGCCCGUCUGAUCGAUUCGGAGGUGCGGGAUCUUAUUAACAGCGCCUACGAGCGCGCGAAGAAGCUGCUGAUGGAGAAGAAGGCCGACGUGGAAAAGGUGGCGCUGCGCCUGCUGGAUAAGGAGGUGCUGGAUAAGAGCGACAUGGUGGAGCUCCUGGGCCCGCGGCCGUUCGCCGAGAAGUCGACGUACGAGGAAUUUGUGGAGGGCACAGGAGGACUGGACGAGGACACGUCGCUCCCUGAGGGACUGAAAGACUGGAAUAAAGAACGAGGGAGCGAGAAGGAGGAGAGCACGGAGGAGCAGGUGGCACGCCAGAUCUCCGGCGACAUGCCGUUCUAAACACGAUCCUCCACCAGAGGCCGACAUUUACAGCAGUGAGUGGGAAAUUUAACGAGGGUCGGGUCGGGGCUGGUCAUGUGACCUUCCUGAUCCACACGCAGACCUUCACGGUAUCACAGGUUGGUGUGUGCUGCAUAGCUGAACAUGAAGAGGUGUUUUUUGUUUUUGUUUUGUUUUGUUUGUCUUUUUUUAAUGUAGAGGUGGUGUUCUAGCAGUUGGUCACUGAAUCGCAGGUGGGUUUUGGAGCACGCUGCUGAAGAUCCAUAUUUUUGAAUUUUGCUUCACUGACAAAGAUGAGCAGAAGUGAUGUAUGAUGAAUGUUCCUUAAGAAAUGUGUAUAAAAUUAAAUUAAAUUAUUCCUGG
Ictalurus furcatus (blue catfish) is the source of this 2862-nucleotide messenger RNA. RefSeq names its product AFG3-like AAA ATPase 2 (gene afg3l2). The record is from RefSeq and is a predicted model, not a curated record. The transcript is spliced from 17 exons. The coding region runs from base 100 to 2499 and encodes 799 amino acids. Gene Ontology annotation, molecular function: zinc ion binding; ATP hydrolysis activity; ATP binding. Gene Ontology annotation, biological process: protein-containing complex assembly; mitochondrial protein processing. Gene Ontology annotation, cellular component: membrane; m-AAA complex. NCBI's taxonomy places the organism in Eukaryota, Metazoa, Chordata, Actinopteri, Siluriformes, Ictaluridae.